Messenger RNA from Paramecium sonneborni, 6907 nucleotides. NCBI's taxonomy places the organism in Eukaryota, Ciliophora, Oligohymenophorea, Peniculida, Parameciidae. The record is from the annotation of a GenBank genome assembly.
AUGCUCUUAAUAACAUUUGUAAUUUUAUCUUUUCUUGGAUCCUUUUAGUAAUCAUAUAAAGUAUUUUAGAAAGGCAGAAUGUUCAUGUAAAUUUAAAUCCUACGGCCCAAUAGUAUAACCAAACUAACCCUAAAUAAUUAUAGAUUUAUAUAUUACUGAUUGGAUUGUUGAAAAUAACAAUGUCAAUAUAAUAGGCUAUGGUAUUUGGACAAAAUACCAGCCUUUUACAUAGAUUUAUUAUUUAAGUAUUAUUAAAUUGUUUAUUUUUAGGUGAUCGAGAAUCCUCUUAAGAUGAUUCUCUCAACAGAUUAAAUAAAGUAUAAGGAGGAUAGUUUAUUUAUUCAAUAAAAUAGAUAGAAAGUAGCAACUAUAUAUUAGUUGUCUCAAUAGUCAUUGAUUAAAUAGAGUAAAAGUUUAUGUACAAUAUCUUUUAUUCUUUUACAUCAACAUCUGAUUAAAUUUAAAUUUCAAUAAACAACACAAUAGUUGAGGGUUAAUGGAUAUUUUUUUUUGUUUAUUUUGAUUAGUCAUCUUAUCAAACUAUAUUUGGAAUCUACAAUAGUAUAGAGAAAUCAAAAACUAAAAUAAUUCAUGAUUUACCAAGUUUUUAAAGUGAAUCAAGACAUAGUAUUGGUGGAAUAUAUUCAUAUAUAUAGAACAAUGAUGUCUUGGUUUAAUUAACUUAAUUUUUUGGGAAAAUGUCAACUUUGUUUAUAUAAGUCAAUGAAAGUAUUGAUUUUAAUUUAGAUACAUGUUUUGAUUAAUUUAUGAAUUCUGAUUUUUGUUAUGAUAAAGAAUAUCGUAUAAGCAAAAAAAAUUAAUAAAUGAAUGGAUAAGAUUUUAUUAAGAUUUAAACUUUACCUCAUGAUCAAUCAAUAUAUCUUCUUUAAGGAUGGGCAAAGCUUGACAUGAUAAAUGAGAAUUUCAAAGAAACUAUCAUUUUUAGGAUAACAAUCAAUGAGAAUCAAAGUGAUGAUACUUUUAUUGGAGAUAGAGAAGUCUUAUUGAAAUACUUUUAAAGUAGUAUUCCAGGUGAAAAUGGUUUUGAAAUUUCUACAUACAGCUAUUCAUUUCCAAUCAAAUAAAGAUAUAAGUCAUAAGAUGAUGAUAAAAUUUCUGAUUUUGAUGAUCAAUAUUCAAGAUUACUUGUUAAUUGGCAUUAUUUUUAAUAUGAAAUAGGAACUUUGAAUAAUGAUGGAUAACCUUUAUUAACUAUAUAUUUUCCUUCUUUAAAUAAAUACUAUAGAUAUGUUUGGAGUAAAAAUAUAAAACAUUUUACUGGAGCAAAAUACUUUGUGUAUAUUGGAGGAGAUAAUUAUGCUAAGUCUUUUUUCAAAGGUUAUAUCAGUGACAUAUUAUUAUUUUUAUAUUGCAGGCCUUAACUAAAAUAGAUAGUUGCGACUUGCGAUGAUUCAUGUUUAGAGUGCUUUGGUCCCACAUCAGUAAAUUGUUUAAGUUGUCAUGAAAACAAUAACAGAUAAUUUUCAAGAAUUUAAAAUACUUGUAAAUGUUAAGAAGGAUAUAUUGAUUUAUAAGGGCAAUAAGAUUGCUUACCAAUAAAAAAAGCAUUCACUUAUAUUUAAAAAUAAGAAAUCUAAUUGGAUUGCGAUAAAAAAGGUUACAGCCAUUGUGAAGGUGAAAAAAUUGAGUGCAAUUUUGGAUAUUUUUUAUUUUAAAACUAAUGCAUUCAGUGGUAAUAAUAUAUUCAUUUAUAAAAGUCCAGAAAAUUAAGAGUUAAAAUAUGGAAUUCAUAUUAGUUGUUUCAAUUGCUAUAUUUAACCAAUCACUUUUAGUAAAUCAUUAAUUUGUACCAUGGAUGUAUCAACCUUUUAUUCAAAUCCAGAUUAUUAAUAUUAGAUAGUUUAAAGGAAUUCUAAUAAUGUGAGUUUUUAUGAAAUUAAAAUAUAAGAAGAUAAGACUUUCAUCACAUAAUUAUGUUCUGGAUGUCUCGAUUAGUACAAAUGCAAGCAAGGAUAUUAUAGAAUAACUAAUUUAUGCUAACCUUGUUUGAAAGACUGUUAAUUAUGUUAAAAUUCUAAAUUAUGUACAAAGUGCUUUGAUGGUUACUAUCUUGAUGGACAAAACCAAUGUUUAUAAUGUCUUAAUUGUAAAAAAUGCCUUUUAACAAAUUAAAAUUUAUAUUGUGAAACUUGUCAAGAGAAUUAAAUACUCUAAAAUAAUGUUUGCAUAUCUUGUGGUGUCAAUUGUAAAAAUUGUGAAUCUAAUGGAUAUUGUAAUUAUUGUGUAGGAGACCCAUCAAAAUAUUAUCUAACAAUUGAUGGUAGAAAUUGCAGAGAAUGUAAUAUUGAAAAUUGUAUCUACUGUUUUGAAUACGUUUUAAUUUCUGGAUAAUAUAUUACAACUUUUGAUAUCAAUUUUAAAAUAUACAGUUUUGAUUCACAUUAAGUCUAAUUUGGAUGUUCACUUUGUAAUGAAAACUAUAAUUAUAACUAAAAUACUAAAAAGUGUGAAUAAAAAUCAAAUAAUGAUGAUGGUUGUGAGUUUGCAGUUAUCUUAGAUUCAAAUUUAAAUUAGUAAUGUAUAAUCAGUCUAACUAAUAAUAAUGCUGUAUAAGUAACUUCGUGUUAAAUAAUUCUACAUUGUUAAUAGUGCAUUCAUAAAUAUAUUCAAAAUGAAUCAUAUUGUGUAUAAUGUAAAGAUGGAUAUUAUUCAGAAUUAUUAACUGGAUAAUGUUAAAAAUGUAUUAAUAAUUGCAAAACUUGUUUAUAACAAAAUGUCCUUUACAAAGAUUACUGGAAAUGGAGUGUAAAAUCUUUUUAUAAAUAUUUUAUUAAUACCAAUCAUUUAAUUGAAGAUUACGGAUAGGCUUUUGCAUUGUCUAAUUUAGAGGUUAUUUGUACAUCAUGUUAAUUAUAAUACAUCCUCUUUGAAAACUAAUGUAUCUAGGGCUGUUAAGAGAAUUGUAAUAUAUGUGAAAUUAAAAAUGGAAAAGCUACAUGCAUAUAAUGUUAAGAAGGAGAUUUCAAGUUUCUCAAAACUCAAGAUAUGAAUGGAGGGUGUCUUUAAUGUCCUUCUAAUUGUGUAGCAUGUAUCGAAAGGAACUAAGAAGAAAUAGCAGAUAUUAAUCCAUAUUAUAUUUUAACUGAUUCUAAUGCAAAAUAUACAAGAAAAUGCUUUGAAAAAUCAGAAAAAUAGGAUAAUUAUUAUUUUGAUUAUUUAACCUAAACAAUUACAGUUUGCACAGAAUUUCUACAAUGUUAUCAUAAAUAUUUAAUUUAAUAAAACAUAUUUUGUGAUUGGGGUUUAUACUAUUAAUCAUAAAGUAAUGCUUAUGAUGAUUAGUUUGACCAGAAAAAUAUUCUUAUCAGUUAAUUUUAUGAUAAAACAUAUCUAAGUUUGUUUGAAACUUAGUAACUUUAUGAAUAUUUAAACAAAGCAUAAGUAAGACAUGUGGAAUAUCUAUUUACAUUUAUUCAAGGUGAUGGAACAGACUGUUAAUUUGAAGAAGACUUACAGAUUUAUUCACAGUUAUAAUAAAAUGUAUUUACUUUACAGUAAAUUGAUAUAAUCUUCAAAGGCUGGUCUUACCCUACUUCUUUAAAAAUCUUUAAUGAACUUACUUUCAGUAAUUACACAAAGGUUACAUUCUAAAAUAUUUAAUUCAGUUUUAUUAAACUAUUUUCGAAGACAAAAUACUUUAUUAUUAACCUAUUUAAUUUAAAACCUUAAUUGAUACUGAACUUUGAUAAUUGCAUUUUUACUAUGUCAUACUAUCCAAAUAGGAACUUUUCUUUUAUGAUAAAAUCAAAUAUUCCUUAUUCUCUUUUUAUAUCAAAUCUUUUAAUAAAUAAUUUCUAUGUUUCAUCAUCUGAUAUUUUUACUUUUAUUUCAUAAUCAAAUAUUUAUUAAAAUACAAUAUAAAUAAGUGAUUUGAAAAUUCAAAACUCCUAUUUAUUUAAUUCCACAUUUAUUAGAUAUUAAGCUAAUAAAUAAAGUUUGCUUUAAGAUUCAUUUAUAAAUGAUAUCUAAAUAAUCGAUACCAUAUUUAUCCAAUCAAAUUUUAUUGUAAGUUUUGGUCUUUUAAAUUAUACUAGUGGUACUUUGAGAAUGAAUAAAAUUAUUCUUUUAAAUGUGUAAAUACUAGAAAAAUCAACUUUUCUUUAUUCUUCUAGAUUUUAGUCCUUAUAUAUGUCUGAUUUAAUUUUCAACAAUAGUAAAAUAGUCUAAAGGUCAAGUUUUUAUUCAUCAAACAUAAUAAAUCUUAAGGGAGGAAUAAUCAAUAAUACUUAGAUAAUGAAUAGUACUUUGAUAAAUAACAUUGUUGAAUAUUCAAGAUCUGAAUUGGACUUAAAAUCAUGCUCUAAAGUAUAAAUUGAGAAAUAUCAGAUUUUAAAUACAGAAUAUGAUGAGAAACAAUAAAUAAUGAAAAUAAUAAAAUGUGAUGAAAUAAUCUAAUUAUCAUUUCAUUUAAUAGACUUUUCUUUUAUUAAUGGAAUUUUUAUUUCUGAAUUAUAAGAAUAAGAAAUAUCCUAUUAUUCAUCUAUGAUGUAUAUUGAGUGCUAAAUUUGUUAUUUAGAUUAAAUUUAUUUGUUAAGAGGACAUGGGCUGCCUGAAAUGACUUUUCUUAAUUCUGAUUAUUUAGAAAUUAAUAAUUUUAGAGUCUCUUCUAUUCAAUUAUAUAUAAAUAAGCCCUUUCAUAGUAGCUUCGACUGUGUAGAAAAAUUUGUAUUUAAAAAUAUGCAUUUUUUCUUAUUCAUAGGUUACUAUUAAAUAGUGAAAAUAGAUUCUGUAGAAAUUAACUCUAGCUUAAGUUUCAACAAUCCAUUUUUAAUCCUUUAAGGGUAUGAUUUAAUGUAAAGAGAAUUAUCUGAAUUUAUUACAGUAACCAAUUUUAGAGUUUAUCAAAACAUAUUGCUAAUCGCUAAUUCCAAUAAACAAACCGCUAUACUAUCGAUAGUGUCCUAAUAAAAUUGCACAAUAACACUUUAAAACAUAAACUUUACUGAGAAUCAUCUGAAUGAAUAUUUUUAAGAUUCAACAAGAACAUCUGCCACUACCUUACUCAUUCGAUUAAAUUAGGGAUUAGUUAUGAUUUAAAACUGUCAUUUUAUUUAAAAUGUUGUUACUAAUUCAAGUGAUUCUAUUAUUUUUAUUAAAAGUACUGAAUUGGAAAUUUAUAAAUGCAAAUUUCAGUAAAGUAAUAUCUAGAAUUUUUCAAAAUUAAGUCGUUAUUUAUUUUAAUCCGAAGAUUAAGAUUUAAGUUUUAUUAAUUUGGCUAAUAUAUUUCCAAUAAAAUCACUAAGUGGAAACGCAAUGAUUAUUACUUAAUCAUUAAUUAUCGACAAUAUUUUUAUCAAUCAAUCUUUUGCCAUUUGUGGAGGAGCUUUUCACAUAAAUACUCAAGAUAUAAGCAAAAUUGUUAUUUUAAACUCAUUUUUUACAAAUACAAAUACUUUAUCAGACUUUUCUGCAUUUUCUAUUGGUGGAUGUUUAUAUAUCGAUGGAUCUUUAUCAAAGCUCAGGCUUCUUAUUAAAAACACAACUUUUUAAACUUCAUACAGUCGAAAUGAUGGAGGAGCUAUUUAUAUAAUUCCUUCUGAAAGUUAGAAUUGGAUUGAACUAGAAAAUUUGAUUGUUGUAGAUAGUUUCUCUUUAUAAAAUUCUUUUUUGGCUUAUAAUCCACUUAAGAUAGAACCAUUGAAUUCUUAAAUAAUUUUGAAGAAUAUUAGUUUCUAUUCAACUGAAUAAGGUUUCAGUAGAUUUAUUCAGUAAAUUAAUGAAUUAUCUGAGUUUGAAGUAUCAUUAAUCACUCAUUAUAAUCCUUUAAUUUCUAUCCAUUUUGGAUAAAUUAGUAUUUUAAAUUGCUACUUCAUAGCAACUCAUAUUCAAUUUUUAAUCAAAAUAAAAAAAGCUUAAAAUAUCUUAUUAUCGAAUGUAACUAUACAAAACAGUACAUUUUGGCAAUCAUCUCUACUUGAAUUAAACUUAAAAGAAAGUAUUUAUAAUAUUAAUUUAAGACAUUGAUGGAAAAAUUAUAAUGGAGAAUCUUUUUCUAUAUAAUGUAUAUUAAUUUAGAAAAUUGGUAGAAGGAAAUUGCAAAAUCAAAGAAUUGGUUAAAAAGUCAGUAUUAUAAUGUCCUCAAUCGUUACCAAAAAUAUAUGGGUUAAUAUAGCAGACGGAUGAUACUCAAGUUCAUCAGAAUUAAUUAGUUUGUAAUGAAAUUUUGAUAUUUUAAAAUUAAUCAUUUAAUUUUAGCUUAAUUAAAAUAGAAUCACUUAACAAAACACAAUAAAUCAUAGUAAAAAAUAUGGUUUUGCAAAAUGUAAUUUGUUAAAAUUGUUAAUUUGGUCUGUUUCAAAUUGUAGAUAUUUAUAUAUAAAAACCUGUAUCCAUACAAUUUGAAUCAAUUAAAAUUGAAAAUUGUCUAUGUGGAUAAACAGGUUGUUUAUCAAUAUUGAAAAACUAAGAAGAAUUUAACCUUCAAAAAUAACUAUCCAAAAAUAAUCGUUUAUUAUAAACUGAUAAUCUUGAAAUAAUUGAAUUUAAAUUAGAAUGCCGAGUCGUCAUUUCUAAUAGUAUAUUUAAGAAUAAUUCUGCCAAUUAUGGAGGAUCAUUAUUCAUCUUAGAAAUUGAUCUUUUGAUUAUAAAUAGUUUGUUUUAUAAUAACUCUGCUGAAAUUGGAGGAGCUAUUUAUUUUCUUUCAAAAUCAUAAUAAUUGUAUUUUUACCGAACUCAAUUUUUAAAUAAUAAAGCCUAGAUUGCUGGCGUUUUAUUCCUCAAUAAUUAAUCUCUUUAACUUACGAAAGAAUUAAAAAUAGACUUUUAUGAUAAUAAUUCAACUUAAUAUAGUUAAAAUGUUUUUGAAAAAGCCUCGUUCAUUAUCAAUAUCAAUAGAUGGGGGUAAAACCAUAUUAUAAAGUGGGUUAAUUACUAGAAAUUAGAAUGA